CAUCGCCUGGAGGCCUUCGUCCAGAUCUCCACAGCCUACUCCAACUGCGUGCUGGAACACAUUCACGAGCAGUUCUAUCCUGAGAAUUUUACCUGCUCCGUGGAUACUGCACUGCAGCUAAAAGAGACACUGAGCGCCGAGCUUUUGGACAAUAUGACGCCUGCCUUACUGGGAAAAUUCCUCAACACAUACAGCUAUACGAAGGGCCUGGCAGAGCAAGUGAUCCAAGGUGAGGCGGGUGACCUACCGGUGUUUAUCUUUCGGCCUGCUAUUAGUAAGUGACUCCUCUUAGCCCAGUGG
Messenger RNA from Drosophila miranda, 300 nucleotides. RefSeq names its product fatty acyl-CoA reductase 2-like. Gene Ontology annotation, molecular function: alcohol-forming very long-chain fatty acyl-CoA reductase (NADP+) activity. Gene Ontology annotation, biological process: long-chain fatty-acyl-CoA metabolic process. The annotation marks the transcript as partial. The transcript has a single exon. Gene Ontology annotation, cellular component: peroxisome. Lineage: Eukaryota; Metazoa; Arthropoda; Insecta; Diptera; Drosophilidae. The record is from RefSeq and is a predicted model, not a curated record.